Eupeodes corollae is the source of this 923-nucleotide messenger RNA. RefSeq names its product omega-amidase NIT2-like. Gene Ontology annotation, biological process: L-glutamine metabolic process; oxaloacetate metabolic process. Gene Ontology annotation, cellular component: mitochondrion. The record is from RefSeq and is a predicted model, not a curated record. The transcript has 4 exons. Lineage: Eukaryota; Metazoa; Arthropoda; Insecta; Diptera; Syrphidae. The coding region runs from base 60 to 905 and encodes 281 amino acids. Gene Ontology annotation, molecular function: omega-amidase activity.
CCAAUUCCAAUGACCAUAUCAUACACAGUUUAUACUUUGACUAGCACAAAAAUUCCGCCAUGAAAAUUGCAUUAAUUCAGUUACUCGUUGGUUCAGAUCCUACUGCCAAUGUCAACCAAGCCGUCGAGGCAGUGAAACAGGCAAAGGCCAAAAAUCCUGAUUUAAAACUGGCCAUUUUGCCAGAGUGCUUCAAUGGUACAUACGGAGUGGAACACUUUGCCCAAUUCGCCGAGAAGGUGCCUCAGGGCCCGACCUGUCAGGUGCUCUCCAACCUGGCCAAAAACCUUGGCCUCUACUUAAUAGCCGGGACGAUAAUCGAACAAGCUGAUGGUGGUGAUUUGUUCAACACUUGUACGGUUUGGUCCCCCGCUGGCAAGCUAAUUGGCAAGUACCGCAAGAUGCAUUUGUUUGACAUAUACCUUAAUUCUGAAGCUGGCGGUUGUAUACAAUUCACGGAAUCAUCAGCUCUAAGACCGGGCAACGAGUUCACCGUGGUCGAAAUAGAAAAUCGAAAAUUCGGCAUCGGCGUUUGCCAUGAUAUGCGAUUUGACGAAUUGGCUCGGGUCUAUCGGAAAGAAGGAUGUGACGCGAUUGUGUACCCUGGAUGCUUCUGCAUUACUCAAGGCCCAAUGCAUUGGGAAUUACUGCAGAGAUCCCGUGCCAAUGAUAAUCAACUCUUUGUGGUGUCAGUUUCAGCGGCCCGCGAUGUGAACGCUGAUUAUGUUGCAUAUGGACACUCAAUGGUUGUGGAUCCGUGGGGCAGGGUUAUGUGCGAGGCGGCAGAAAAACCUGAAACUAUAAUCGCUGAUAUUGAUUUUACGAUGGUCGAUGCAGUUCGAAAGCAAAUUCCGAUAUAUGGACAGAGGAGAGUAGACAUGUAUGAAACCAUCAAAUUGAAAAAAUAAAUGCGUGACUAUACUUAA